GAGGAAACCUUCCUGGCUGGACAGUAACCUGAGGAAAGAUGGAUGGAUGUUCUUUCAGCAGUAUUUCUGGGCCCUCCACCUUCCCCGUCCUAACAGACACAGCACCAGAUGGACACAAGUCGUGUGACUCUGGAUUUCAGAGCCAGCGCUGGCCAGCCGGUCCCCAGGACCCCUCUCAAAGCAUGCCACUGCUGGAAAGGGUGGAUGCCCAGCAGGGUCCAAAAACCACCAUGGACAUCGAAACAGCUGCAGAAAAGUCCAACAAAACACAGACUUGGACGGUGGAAAGUUGGAGGCAAUUCUGCAGAGCCGUGAACUAUGUCACUGGGGAUAUGAAAGCCUUUGGAGACUGGCUGAAAGAUAAGCCUCUCCUGUUCCAGUUCCCUGUCUGGAUCUUGCGAGGUAUCUCUCAAGUGAUGUUUGUCAACAAUCCGCUCAGCGGUCUGAUCAUGCUUGCUGGGUUCCUGGUCCAGAGCCCUUGGCUGACACUCACAUGUUGUGUAGGUGUCGUUGUCUCAACCGUAACAGCACUUAUCCUACGCCAGGAGAGGUCAGCCAUCACAGCAGGACUGCACAGCUACAACGGGGUCCUGGUCGGGAUGCUCAUGGCCGUGUUCUCAGACAAGGGUGACUACUAUUGGUGGCUUCUGCUUCCCGUUGGUCUCAUGUCCAUGACCUGCCCUCUUUUCACAAGCGCUUUAGGGUCACUCCUCAGCAAGUGGGACCUGCCGGUGUUCACGCUGCCCUUCAACCUGGCUCUGAGUCUCUUCAUAGGCGCCACCGGCCACUACAACCCCUUCUUCCCCACGGCACGAAUUCAGCCCAUUGCCUCAGGACCCAACACCACCUGGUCAGAGGUCCAGGUGUCUUUGCUGUUGCAGUCUAUCCCCGUAGGGGUUGGGCAGGUGUACGGCUGCGACAACCCUUGGACUGGAGGCAUUAUUCUGCUGGCUGUGUUCAUCUCGUCCCCUCUCAUCUUCAUGCACGCUGUGAUUGGCUCAGCAGUGGGAGUGCCUGCAGCACUGAGCCUGGCCGCUCCUUUUAGCAAAAUUUACUCUGGCUUGUGGAGUUACAACAGCUGCCUCUCUUGCAUCGCAAUAGGGGGAAUGUUCUUCGCCUUCACCUGGCAGGCGUUUUUAUUGGCCAUAGCUUGUGCCCUGUUUACUGCUUAUGCAGGAGAAACACUGGCUAAUAUGCUUUCUGUGUUUGGAAUGCCAUCCGGGACCUGGCCGUUCUGUUUGUCUUCACUUACCUUCCUGCUGUUCACCACCACCAAUGAAGCCAUCUACAAACUUCCCCUCUCCAAAGUCACCUACCCAGAGGCCAACCGGAAAUACUACCUGUCGAGAAAGGAGCAAUGUCCCAAAUCCAGCUGCCAUGUGUAGCUGGAAACUGCAUCACGGGCUUUCUCUCAUCGCUGCAAGAGAAGCAGCAUCUGCACUUCCCAAGGAAGAAAAAGAAGUAGACGAAAUGGACACAAACCAGUCCAUAUUCAAAGGGCACUCUGGUUCACUUUGUGCUGUAAAUAACUUUCCGCAGAUCAGAAAGGUUUGGACUUUGGCAUGCCCUUCAGUCAGAAGUGAAUGCACCCCCCAGUUCACGUGGAGUGGCGCAUAACAUUUAUGAAACAAACAGGUGCUUAGAUCCAAGGUGUCCAACUGAAGGCUCACUGGCUGAAUCUGGCCCUUGAAGCAUCACUAUCUGAUGCCUUCGAGAUUUAAUCACAGUCUAGCUCAUGCUUUCUUAUAUGUAAAUACUUUGAGGCUAUAAUGUAACUGAGCAGACCAGAGAUGUAGUAGAGUCUGGACAUUUGUGGACAUAUGAAGGCUGUCCAGUGGGAGAAAUUAGCUUUGUUUUGGUUGGUCAGUGGGCAACCAAGAGGACUGGCACUUAGAAGUCCCAUAAGAAGCAUGAACAGCCAAGAGAUUUAGGAAAAGGUCUAGGAGAGGCUAAUUACACAAGACAGCCAGCCCAGGUGGCCAGAAGUAGAUCUUCUGAUCUUCUGGCCUUCUACUCCCAGCAUUCCUGGCCAUUGGUCUUGCUAGCAGGCACUUCUGGGAUUGGAAGUCCAAACUAUCUGCAGAACUGCCUUCUGUCCACCCCUGAGCUCGACAGUGGAUGACAGGGAGCUGGAAUUACCAGCAGGGAAAGGGGAGAAAGGGCAAAGAAGGCCGUGUCCUUUCCAUUCCUAGUAAUAUGGGAUUGGCUUUAGUAGAGCUUAGGGGAAUUGGAUCUGGGAGGAAACAGAUUGUCAGCUUAUUAGCAGAGAAGGCUCUCUUAUUAGAUACGGUAACUAAGGAUAUUUAAUUUAAGCAUGUUUAAGCAUCCCAUCCUAUGAUCUGAAGGACACUCCAUCCCCUUAUGUAAAUAAACCUCUUCAUAAACCUCUUA
Messenger RNA from Varanus komodoensis (Komodo dragon), 2391 nucleotides. Its product is annotated as urea transporter 2-like. The record is from RefSeq and is a predicted model, not a curated record. Gene Ontology annotation, molecular function: urea transmembrane transporter activity. NCBI's taxonomy places the organism in Eukaryota, Metazoa, Chordata, Lepidosauria, Squamata, Varanidae. Gene Ontology annotation, biological process: urea transmembrane transport. Gene Ontology annotation, cellular component: membrane. Bases 39 to 1385 code for a protein of 448 amino acids. The transcript is spliced from 10 exons.